Anopheles arabiensis is the source of this 678-nucleotide messenger RNA. RefSeq names its product protein slit-like. Gene Ontology annotation, cellular component: plasma membrane. The annotation marks the transcript as partial. Lineage: Eukaryota; Metazoa; Arthropoda; Insecta; Diptera; Culicidae. Gene Ontology annotation, molecular function: protein binding. The transcript is spliced from 6 exons. The record is from RefSeq and is a predicted model, not a curated record.
AUGACGAUGACCAAACGUGCGAUUUGGUCAGGACCUCAGUUUAAAAUGUUGAUAUUACAAACCGUGACGGUUGAACUGGCGCUCGUUGUGCCAUCGAAAGAAGAACCGUACGGAGGAGGAGGAGGCUAUUUCGGAACAGAAACACGAUAUUCGCGGCUAUGUUCCUGCACAGGCACGACGGUAAACUGUUCCCAUCGAGGAUUGACUCAGGUGCCUCGAAAGAUCCCAUCGGAGACUGACAGACUUGAUCUGCAGGGCAAUAACAUCAGUGUCAUCUACGAGUCGGACUUCCAAGGAUUGGCGAAGCUGCGAAUACUGCAACUGACAGACAACCACAUCUACACCAUCGAGAAGGAUGCCUUGCACGAUCUGAUCUCGCUGGAGAGAUUGCGACUUAAUAGCAAUCGCUUAAAAUCUAUACCAGAUAAUUUUUUAUCCAGUGCCGCUAAUUUAUUACGAUUGGAUCUGUCACACAAUGCACUCACUGCCGUACCGAAACGUGCGUUCAAGGGAGCACCGGCGCUGCGCAGUCUUCAGCUGGACAACAACCAAAUCACCUGCCUGGAUGAAGGUGCCGUGAAAGGACUAACAGAGCUGGAGAUACUGACCUUAAAUAAUAAUAACAUCACCACGCUUCCGCGCGACAUGUUUGCCGGAAUGCCACGCCACGGAAUGCGC